Molecule: messenger RNA, 426 nt
Organism: Chenopodium quinoa (quinoa)
Lineage: Eukaryota; Viridiplantae; Streptophyta; Magnoliopsida; Caryophyllales; Amaranthaceae
Product: trigger factor-like
Exons: 2
Coding region: 1-426 (141 amino acids)
Source: RefSeq, a predicted model, not a curated record
AUGGUGAGUACCGAUAGUACUGCAACUUCUGGGGAAAUUUUUAAUCCCCCUUCAUGGAAACCAAUUACAGGUGACUCUAAUAAGGAAAAAUAUAAAUAUGAGAAGGGAGAAUCAAGCAGUAAGAGAAAAUGUGAUAAUAAUGUUAUUAUCAGUCAUUCAAAAGUGGUUGUUAUUGAAUCGGAUACCAGCGAUAAAGUUUUCAACUUAGAACUUCAGUCUCAAGAGCACAAGCACAGAAUGAAAACUGAUGUUAACGAUACUGAUAAGAAUAGCGACACAGAUGAUGAUGUCAUCGACGACGACAAUACUGGUAAGUCUCAUAAUAAUAACGAUGAAGAUGAUGAAGAUGAUGAUGAUGACGACGACGAUGAUAAUAGUAAUUUUAGGUCUGAUUGUAAUUAUGAUAAUUGCAAUUCAAAGAAGUAA